GCGAACUUAACGAGCGUCGUGCAAUCUCCUUGUGACAAACUGCAUAUUUAAACGCGCAUCAGCGUAUCGACACUGCGAUCGACCGAGAAAAAUCUUUCAGGGAACUCUCGCCAACAACAAAUCCACGGUACGGCGGAGACGAAUCGAAAAUUAACAAGCAGAUAUUUAGAACUAGGUAAGAAUCGGGAGGUGAUCGUGAGCCGAUUAAUUGGCGAAGCGUUUAACGACCUCAACCGUGGCGACUUUUUGCGAAUUACGAAGAAACUGCGACGUCUCCUUCAAGGUCAGUGUCAACGAGGUCGAUUCGCCGCUUAGGAUUCCUUUCAACGAUUCGAAGGUCGUGCUUGUUCUUUCUCGGAUAGAUCUUCUCUCGGAGAAGUAACGCGAUGAAAGUGGAAAAGAAGGAAGAUGGAAAGAAGACAGAGGGAGAGAGAGAGAGAAAAAGAGAGAGACUCGUUUCACAGAGACUCUUCAUCGACGACGACCUUUACGUAAUAAACGCGGGGACUAUCCUUCGCGGAUCGUUGUUACGCUCUUGUUCGUCUACUUUCCAUCGAAAAGAGGCUGCGUCGUGGCCAGUCGCAGGAAAUUAUUACGACCGCGAUCGCGAAAGUAAGGAAUGUCGCCAGGCCGAUCCUCGACUGGAGCGUCGAUAGUUUCAUAACGAUCCGUAAUUAUGCCGUGGCUGUUUUAUGACCGAGAUUUUUGGUUUCACUUUCGCGCGACGAAUUCUUACUUUCGUCAGUGAGCACGUUGGAUGCUUUUUCUCACCGAUAACCUACUCACUUUUUUUUUUGUAGAAACAAGCUUUUGUAGAAAUGAGCUUUUGUAGAAAUGAGCUGGAAGCGAGCCCGUCCCAAGUUAAACUGCUCAAAACCUGUACGCUUUUUGUUUUUAUUCAAGUACAUAGUUAACGUUGAAAUUUUCAAAGAACAUUUCAUAAGAAAAUGUAUUUCUCACCGAUGUAAUCACGCGACAUAUUCUAACGGUUUAAAUCACUGUCCGCCUUCGCUCGUCUCUCGUGAUUAUACAUGCGAGCGGCAGUAUCAAUCUAAAUAAUCAGGUAACAAGGAUAACAGGCAGUCGAUGGCAAAGGAUGAUGCUAAUCUUGAAUUCUACAUGUUAUAGCGAGCGAGAUAUCGAUUUUCCAGCGAAUUAUGAAGGUUAGGCCAUAUCUUCGAAGUCCAAGGUUUCUCCGAAAGUUUCUUUCACCUAAAUUUCAUCGUUGAUCGUCGAUUCGUUAGUGAAAGAGGCAAAAAAAAAAAAAAGAAAUCCAAGGCGGCUAUUACGAUUGAUACCAUCGAACGUAACCAAGAGAGGUGAAAUUGAACGGGAUAAAAAAGUCUGUCGGACGGUUACGCAGCAGCGAGAAUACGCGUAUUCUGGCGAAUUUUUAUCCGUUAACCUUCGAGCUCCUGCCCACGUGCUUGGUUCAAGAUAGAAAUCGACGAUAGGCCGUAAGGAUCGAAGCUUCCAUCUCGAGGCGAGGAAAACGACGGUAAUUGAAUUCAAGGAGAAGCGUUCGUUGUGAAUGGUAGGGCUUGUGAUUUACAAGCGACAGUUCGUUUCCAUCGUUUUAGUCAAAUCGACCCAAAGGUUUUCAGAUAUUUCAAAUCCAUCUAAUAACCGGCAGGAACGUCGAUAUCUGAUGUUUCCUUUUAACGAUAGAUAAUAAUUCGAAAGCCGUCAAAUGGAUUCGACUUUCAAAUCCUACUCCUCGUAGAUUCGUCUCAAGAUUUUAUUUUUCUAAUGGUCGAACGGCUAAAUGAAAUCUCGCGUUAACUCAUAUUCUUAUUAAUGGAACACCUCGAUUUAACGCGCGUGAUUUAUUAUAAACGUAUCCUUCAUAAAUAAAGCUAAUUCUCGAUCGUUUCAUAUACUGCCCACAUUUCGACUAUCAAUUUCCCUUCGAUCGAAUGUAAAUCGUGCGCACGGUAAUCGCGAGCAUCUCGCCGUGCACAGUCGUUACGUAACGAUCCUACGAUCUCGCCAGUGGUCAGCAUAAACAUCGAUUGUACAUUAUACAUUCCUAACGACCAUCGUGCAAGUAGACGUUGUGUGUGUGUGUGUGUGUGUGUGUGUGUGUGUGUACGUUACAAAACAUUUGGUGAGAAGAGAACUUGCAAAUUGUAAUGGGAACGCGAGACGUUUUAUAAGGUAUAACACGUUUAUAUUAAAUUUAGGGAUUAAAACGUUUCAAGGAUUCGAUUUCUUGUCUUCUCGUCCGAUCUUACGUAGAAAUGUAUUCCUAUCGAUCAAUCGUAUGUAUAUAAAAUUGCGAAUACUAUGGAGAGUUAAUUAUCUCAUGAAAUGUCGUAUCAAGUACCUUACAGUGUAUCAAGGUAUACAGCUUUUAAUUAAGAAAUCCUACGUAAAACUUCUAUUUUCUCAAGACGUAUACGUUCGAUACGCAACUGAACGUUUGCGUGGAAAUUGUCGGUGAAUUUCAGCUAUCCGAACGUCGCGCGUCGGCUCCUAUUAUCGCAAUUAAUAAGAGCAGCUGAUGGGAAUAGAGCUAGCGAACUUCUAUUAUCGGAACUUUUCUACCUAUAAAACUGUUCGGGGCAUAUGAAUUAAAGGAGGAAACAAAAAUGAAACAUCGUUAAUUACGAGAAUAAAAGUACAAAAUGAAUCACGUUAUUUCUUACUUUCUUCUUCCUCUAUAGAAAAUAUGCUAGAAGCGGUUUCAGAAUUUUAAUCGGUAGCGGCAGAAAACGGAACCGGGGACAAACUAGGAAAAGAGAGGGAAAUCGUGACGUAGGACCGCGUGUCUCAUGAAAGGGAGCAAUGGUUGCACCCACGAGAUUGGCGGCGGAUAAAUCCUUACGGGUGAGCACCUACGGCUUGGUGCACACGUAACCGUCGAGGUUGCCGUCGAGAGAGGAAGGACGAAAACGGAACGGUAAAACAGGGAGAAAGGGAAGAGGAGUUGGAACGUGUUGCACCGAUUCGAUUAUCGUUUAUCGGCGACGAUCAUGUCCGGUUGGAGAAAAGAGGACAAUAUUCGUCGAAUUGGUACAUUUCAUGUACCGCAAUAGUACCGAGUUCUAUGUAGCGACUUAGGAAAUAGUAUUGAAACGUCGAUCGAAAUAGAAAGAACCCUUUGUGUUCGAUACUUCGUCGAUUCAUUGCGUUCUAUGGAGAUUACAAAUGAGGUUGAGGUUUAGAAUAAGAGAGGAAAUACAUAAGAGAUGCGAUUAUUAAAGAGAGAUAUUUUCGACGCGUCAACAGGUUGGUAUGCGAAUUACGCGCAGUCGGAAGUUGGGGCGAAACUACGGAGAAAGGAACGAGUGCGGAUGCAACGUGACAGAGAGAUUUUUGUAUACGGACAUUUGACACGUUACGUCAGAUGCACGAGUAUUACGUUCAAAAUUUUCCUCUUAUGUUUCUCUUUCGAAUAUAAACGUCGCUGAAGAAGCAAUUAGGAUUUCAUAGGCAAGGCGAAACGUAUAAAUAGGGAACUAAUUUUCUUUCUUUGUGCAAAAUAUUAUUGCGACUAAAAUAUUGUUAGGAGAGAAGGUUGAGCGGAGGAAGAAUUUAGAGCAAGAAUUUCGAUUGAUCGAGGAUACCACGAUGAUCCAAUGGAGACAGAAUAGAAACAAUAUGAAUAAAAUAAUCAAGAUAUUACUACCUUUGAAAAUUAGAACACAGAAUUGUAGGUAAAGGAUCAAUUCUGUUAAUCAAAAUAUGUAUUCCGGUUAUCGAGAAUCGUAUUAAAAAUGAAAGUAGAAAAAUAAUUUUAAGCUAAUUUUAGCUUUUCGUUCUAAAGUAGCACGACGUCAGGAUUGAUAUUAGAAAUCCACCGAUCUACUUCUGUUCAAACUCACCAAGAAUAAAGUAAUUAUGAUAUCGGAGAAAUUCAGCUGUCACGUAAUUUACAUAUGAUAGAUCGGUCUUAAAGCGCUUAAACAGCAGCCUGUCCCAACCUAUUCACCCAACAAUUCAAACUCACCGGGAAUUCCGCGAGACUCCAUCUUCGAAAAAAAUCUAAAAAUAAACGUCACAGCUACGUCAGGUGUUUAACACUGGAAACGACCUAUACGCAUGUCGGGGUACCGAUAUGUCGGGUAUCCGCAUAACAGUGGAAUCCACGGUGGUCAACAGUGGGGAUGCCUCGGACGACGAAGAAAACGAAACUGUUGCCUAAGGAGAGGGACGUUUCGGAGUGGCGUGGGGAGGUUUACACAACAGCGAUCGCCCUGUUGGUUUCGUCCACGUGGGCCGAGGAAAAGACGUCUGAGAAAGCAGAAGCUUCGUUGGAAGACAAUUCCACGAAAAAACAAGAGAAACGCGGCCUGUUGGGUCUCGGUUACGGUUACAGCUACGACGGUGGUUAUGACAUCGGAUCUGGUGGACACGGUGGUCUGGAAUUAAGCGGCAGCGGCUAUGGCGGUGGCUAUGGUGGCUAUGGUGGCUAUGGUGGAUACGAUGGUGGACACGAACACGUCAAGACCGUGACCGUUGUUAAGAACGUAGCUGUUCCAUAUCCCGUGGAGAAACACGUGCCUUACCCCGUGGAGAAACCCUACCCAGUCCCUGUGAAGGUUCCAGUACCGCAACCGUACCCGGUGGAAAAGCCUUAUCCAGUCAAGGUCCUCGUCAAGGUUCCAGUACACGUACCCCAACCGUACCCCGUGGAGAAGAAGGUUCCAUAUCCGGUUCACGUACCCGUCGAUCGCCCAUACCCCGUCAAAGUUUUGGUUCCACAGCCUUACCCCGUGGAGAAACACGUACCAUAUCCGGUAAAGGUACCAGUGCCACAACCGUACCCAGUCGAGAAACCUGUCCCAGUGCCGGUCAAAGUUCCGGUCCAUGUACCAGCCCCCUAUCCAGUAGAAAAAUUGGUUCCGGUGAAGGUUCCUGUUGAUCGUCCGAUCCACGUGCCAGUACUCAAACCCUACCCCGUGCACGUCGACAGGCCAGUACCCUAUCCAGUGGAAAAACCAGUGCCAGUCGCAGUCAAAGUGCCAGUCGACAGACCGUAUCCAGUUCCGGUGGAGAAGCCAGUCGCUGUCCCGGUAAAGGUACCGGUACCACAACCGUAUCCGGUCGAGAAGCCAGUACCUUACCCCGUGGAAAGGCCGGUGCCGGUGGAAGUUAAGGUUCCAGUAGACAGACCGUAUCCAGUUCACAUCGAAAAACCGGUGCCCUACCCAGUCGAGAAACCUGUUCCGUACCCAGUUAAAGUACCAGUAGCAGUUCCGGUACAUGACGUUGGUUACAGCAGCGAGUGGGCGGGUGGCCACGGUUAUCAUUAACUUCGUUCCAGUCGCGUUUGUUCCGGUUUGAUUAACAUUCGAGCGAUCUUUCGGAUGGUAAUCACGUACCGGCGACAUCGAGCAAUCGACGAGCAGCUUUAGGAAAACAGAGGAGAGAAAAGAAGAAACGAAAUUGACGAGAGUCGGAAGGGAACGGUACUCGAUGGCACGCGUCUAUUCACGAAUUUCUUCUUGUACCUGGAUCGCGACAGGGGUGAGCCGCGAGUCUAACGAACACAUCGCGCUGCUCCAGAGACCAGUUCCUCCGAGGUCGAUCGUAACAAACCCCGCAAACAUGGCGACGCGAGUCAUGGAUACGAAGAAAUCGAGAGAUUCGUAGUUGGAGCCCGUCUUUAGCAAUCUUCGACCAACAGCUCGCUUAUCUCACCUUCUCUUUUUUUUUUUACCGAAAUAGCAGAAUACAUGUAUUUUUGUACGAAUUAUAAAUAUUAACAACCUAAAGAAUAAUGAACGGUGUGUUGUUUCACGCUCGAUACGACCUUCCCUCGGAUUCCUUCGACCGACGCGAUGUCACGACUAGUUUAACAAUUUCCACUUUCGUUUUCCGCGUGCUCGACUCACCGACGUCCCUCGCCGUUCCUAUUCAUUAACUAUUCUACAACGAUAUUUAUCAUCGACGAUCUCAGAAACAAUUUCACGUUC
This is a messenger RNA of Bombus pyrosoma, 5921 nucleotides long. Its product is annotated as proline-rich protein 4-like. The record is from RefSeq and is a predicted model, not a curated record. The transcript is spliced from 2 exons. The coding region runs from base 4110 to 5258 and encodes 382 amino acids. Lineage: Eukaryota; Metazoa; Arthropoda; Insecta; Hymenoptera; Apidae.